AUGGAUCCAACCUCCCAGAAGCGUCCUCUUGAUGGAUCACCUUCCAAACCACACUACAGUACACGCACCGUGACCAAUUCCAUCCACAAGAAACCGCAAGUACUUGUUCAGCCGCGGUUGAAGCCAGUACCGUGGACGCUUGCCGACGCGCAGACCGCGGUCAAGCCUUUACCGUUGCGGGCCGUGGACGACGCGGAGGCCGCAGACUACUUUCUGACAGAAGACCAUCCGUUCAACCGCCGUGGCUUUAAAUACAAGCCGUGCCGGCCGAACCCGCAACUCGAGUCGUCGCUCUACUCGACGUCGGACUUGCCGCCGUAUGCUGCGCGCGUAUCAUACUUUGACCGUUCGCAGGCGGUGACGACAGAUGUGUCGCUCUCACGCGUCACAACUGCACAAGGCUGGCGGUCCGCACGCGCAAACGUGUGUGUGCGUGAGGGCGCGUGGUACUUUGAGUACAAGAUCGGCCAGGCGAAUGAGAAGCUGUGCAAGGCACACGUGCGCAUCGGAAUAGGUCGCAAGGAAGCGUCAUUAGAUGCCCCUGUGGGUUUUGACGGGUACAGUUACGGGCUCAGAGACGCCACAGGCCAAAAGGUGCACUUGAGCAGACCGUCAGAGUUCAUGAAGCCUGGUUUCAAAACUGGCGAUGUGAUCGGGAUCCUCGUCGAGUUGCCCUCGCUUGAUACCCAGCGAGAAAUUGGCAACGCGUUUUUGAAGGCCAACCCGCCGCAACAGACCUCCAAGCGCGCCCGAACCAAGGCCACCGCGCCGCCACCGCUGACCCUCGAACUCAACAUUGUGCGCGACCAGAUCCCCAUUCGUUACAAAUCAAACAUUUUCUACGAACAGUACGAGUACACCGCGACACAGCAGAUGAACCACUUGCUCAACCCCGUGACGGUUUUCGGCGAAAAGGCCGUGCCGGACACGGAAAAGUACCAGCCCACAGCGUUGCCGCGGUCGGCGAUGACGGUCUACCGCAACGGCACACGCGUCGGCCAGGCGUUCGAGAGCUUGUACGCGUUUUUACCGCCGUUUUCGCAGCAGAAUGGCCAGAAGGACAAGCUCGUGGACGACGGGUCGUUGGGGUACUAUCCCAUGAUGUCUGUGUUUAAGAACGGGGUCGUCGAGCUCAAUCCCGGGCCCGAGUUUUCCGCUGCGGAUGACGAGUUGAGAGCCAGAUUGGCAAACAAGGAGGUCCGGCCGUUAUGUGCCCGAUACGUUGAGACGGUUUGUGAUAGUGUGUUGUGGGAUUUGGUCGACGAGGUUGAGAGCCAGUACUUGGAUGUCUUGGAAGAGCAGAGAUAA
This is a messenger RNA of Babjeviella inositovora NRRL Y-12698, 1308 nucleotides long. It is a transcript of the gene ASH2, whose product is annotated as Ash2p. Gene Ontology annotation, molecular function: protein binding; transcription cis-regulatory region binding. Lineage: Eukaryota; Fungi; Ascomycota; Pichiomycetes; Serinales. Gene Ontology annotation, cellular component: Set1C/COMPASS complex. The transcript has a single exon. The record is from RefSeq and is a predicted model, not a curated record. Bases 1 to 1308 code for a protein of 435 amino acids.